GGCAAGGAGUCAGACCACGAACAGACCAGGGGACCCGCUCCCUCCUUCACCUCGAGGAGGGUGGUUCCUGAGGGCUCAGGGUCUGGGGCCCCAAGGUCCCGCCGAGGGGGCGGUGUUGGGUCCGGCCGGCUGGCCCGGGGUUAGAGGACAGCUGGAGCUCGGCUGGGCUAGGAGCGGGGGCGGAACCUCGCAGCGCUCCCCUCCCCCACUUUCUUAAAGGGCCGGCGCGGGCUGGUGCGGGACGGGGCUGGCCGCCCUUCUCGGCCGGGUCUGGGCGCGCGAUCCGGCCCUCAGUGCAGAGCUGAGGCAGCCGCGCUCCGACACCUGAAGGGAUAGCAGCGAGCGCGGGAGCCCCGACAGGCGGUGGCGGAGUGGGACGGUCGGUCCAGCGGGGGCCUCCUCAUGGCCCCACCGUGAGAGGCUGGACCCAGCGACUGGGAGCAGGAGCGGUCAAGUUGGGGUCCCAAAAAGCAGCCAGCACGGGGUAGAAAGCAGUGGCUGCCAUGGAUGAGGAUAAGCUUCUAUCUGCACUGCCUGGGGAAGAUGGUGCCCCACCUGCGACCCCAGCCUGGAGCCUGAUGGAGGAGCCUGGGGUCCAGAAUGGAAUGACGUCCAGUGAGGACCUGAACAGUAGCCACACCAGCCCAGGGCAUGAGAUGAGGGGCACCCUGGUGGACACUGAGGGGCAUACAAAGGGCCUGGACAUGGCCCUCCACGGCCUCAGCCUUGGCCUCUCCCUCACCAACGGCCUAGCCCUGGGGCCAGACUCAAACAUUCUGGAAGACUCUACAGAGUCCAGGCCCUGGAGGGCUGGUGUGCUGGCGGAGGGGGACGAUGCCUCCAGGAGCCUCUGUCCAGACACUGAGGAUCCUCCACUGGGGCCAGGAGAACCAGACGUGCGGGACGGCUUCAGCGCCACAUUUGAGAAGAUUGUGGAGUCGGAGCUGCUGCGGAGCACACAGUACAGCAGCCUGGACUCCCUCGAUGUGCUGAGCCUCACGGAUGAGAGCGACAGCUGCGUCAGCUUUGAGGCCCCCCUCACACCCCUCAUCCAGCAGCGGGCCCGGGAUAGCCCUGAGCCAGGGGCUGGCUUGGGCAUUGGGGACAUGGGGUCCGAGGGGGACAUGGGAGCAGCUGGCGGUGAUGGGGAGCUGGGCAGCCCCCUGCGGCGCUCCAUCUCCGGCAGCCGCUCUGAGAAUGUCCUGAGCCGCCUGUCUCUCACGGCCGUGCCCAAUGGCUUCCAUGAAGAUGGACCCCCGGGCCCAGGUGGGGACGAGGAAGACGAGGAGGAAGACAUGGACAAGUUGCUGAACUCGGCCAGCGACCCCAGCCUGAAGGACGGCCUGUCGGACUCAGACUCAGAGCUGAGCAGCUCGGAGGGGCUAGAGCCUGGCAGCGCAGACCCACUGGCCAACGGGGGCCAGGGCGUCAGUGAAGCUGCCCGCCGGCUGGCACGCCGCCUCUACCACCUGGAGGGCUUCCAGCGUUGCGAUGUUGCCCGGCAGCUGGGCAAGAACAAUGAGUUCAGCAGGCUGGUGGCCGGGGAGUACCUCAGCUUCUUUGACUUCUCGGGCCUGACUCUGGACCGAGCACUCAGAACCUUCCUGAAGGCCUUUCCGCUGAUGGGGGAGACACAGGAGCGUGAGCGGGUCCUUACGCACUUCUCCCGCCGGUACUGCCAGUGCAACCCUGACGACAGCACUUCGGAAGAUGGGAUCCACACGCUCACCUGUGCCCUGAUGCUUCUCAACACGGACCUGCAUGGACAUAACAUUGGCAAGAAGAUGUCCUGCCAGCAAUUCAUUGCCAACUUGGACCAGCUGAAUGACGGACAAGACUUUGCCAAAGACCUGCUGAAGACCCUUUACAACUCCAUCAAGAAUGAAAAGCUGGAAUGGGCCAUUGAUGAAGAUGAGCUGAGGAAAUCACUGUCUGAGCUGGUGGAUGACAAGUUUGGGACAGGCACAAAGAAGGUGACACGGAUCCUGGAUGGUAGCAACCCCUUCCUGGAUGUCCCACAGGCUCUCAGCGCCACCACCUACAAGCAUGGUGUGCUGACCCGGAAGACUCACGCCGACAUGGAUGGCAAGAGGACGCCCCGUGGGAGGCGUGGCUGGAAGAAAUUCUACGCGGUGCUCAAAGGGACCAUUCUGUACCUGCAGAAGGAUGAGUACAGGCCUGACAAAGCCCUGUCUGAGGGCGACUUGAAGAACGCCAUUCGUGUGCACCAUGCUCUGGCCACCAGGGCCUCCGACUACAGCAAGAAGUCCAAUGUGCUGAAGCUGAAGACAGCCGACUGGAGGGUCUUCCUCUUCCAGGCACCGAGCAAGGAAGAAAUGCUGUCCUGGAUCCUUAGGAUCAACCUGGUGGCUGCCAUCUUCUCGGCGCCCGCCUUCCCAGCUGCUGUCAGCUCCAUGAAGAAGUUCUGUCGGCCCCUGCUGCCCUCCUGCACCACUCGCCUCUGCCAGGAGGAGCAGCUGCAUUCUCAUGAGAAUAAGUUGAGGCAGGUGACUGCAGAGCUGGCUGAGCACAGGUGUCACCCGGUCGAGCGGGGCAUCAAGUCCAAGGAGGCUGAGGAGAACCGGCUGAAGGAGCAUUAUCUCACGUUUGAGAAAAGCCGUUAUGAGACCUACAUCCACCUCCUGGCUGUGAAAAUCAAAGUGGGCUCAGAUGACCUGGAGUGGAUUGAGGCCCGGCUGGCCACCCUGGAGGGGGAUGACCCUUCUCUCCGCAAGACACACUCGAGCCCUGCCCUCAGCCAGGGCCAUGGAACUGUGACCGGCAGCAAAGCCACGAGGGAUAACACUGGGCCUGAUACUUAGCUGGCAUGGAUGGGCAGGUCCCAGAGGCAGGCAAUGCCCCCAGAGGGCUCAGUGAGCACAAUUCCAGCCAGGGGCCACUUGGAUCAGCUCCAGGCAGUUGUUGGGCAGCCAGGGGGGUGUGGAGAGCCCUGUGGGCCAAGGAGAUGGAGAUGCUAUUCAUGGUGUCGAUCUUGCAUCCUGGGGCUGCUCUGGGCCUCCGACCCUCUCCCCAGCUCUCACAUCCCUCUUCACCCCAGAGCCUCAUUUUCUAGGCCAGUUGUGUGCAUGCUCUAGACGCCAUCUCACUGGAGAAAUGGGAAGGGUGGUUGACUUCCCAGGCUCUCCUCUUCUCACAAGUUCCUCCCCUCAUCUCCCUUGUUUCCGAGGGCAGGUCUUGACCCCAGGUCUCAGCUUGGACUCCCACCCUUUCUCCUCCUCCUUCCUCUGAGUUGACCAGCAGCAGGUCUGCAGACCACCAGCACUAUCCUCUCCUCCUCCACUCAGCAGCCUUGGGAACCACACCCCAUUCUCCUGCCUCACCCGGCAAUAACCCAGGACCCAGGCCUGUCCCUCAGUGCCAAGCUCUCUCCACUCAAGUGUGUGUCCACCUCAUCUUCCAUCCAUCGAGGCCACUACUGCUUUCUUUUAUAUGGACAUAAAUGUAUAUAUAUAAGAAUUAUAUAUAUAUAUAAGGAACCCCUUUAGAGAUGGUUUUGGAACUGAUUAUCAGUUAGAGGAUGAAAUAAUAGGUAGGAAAAGCCUAUUUCAGAAUGCACUUGUUAGCAAGGAGGGCUGCUCUCUGGCCCCUGGAGGCCCUGACACUCUGGGAGGGAAGGUAGAGAUAGUAUGACCUCCUCUCACCCUAUUUCCCCCUCUUCCGGCUGACCUGUGACUUAAACUGCUCUUACAGUUAAUGCUUUGGAAUAAAUAGUGUGUGUGUGUGUG
Messenger RNA from Balaenoptera musculus (blue whale), 3746 nucleotides. RefSeq names its product pleckstrin and Sec7 domain containing 2 (gene PSD2). The coding region runs from base 504 to 2822 and encodes 772 amino acids. Lineage: Eukaryota; Metazoa; Chordata; Mammalia; Artiodactyla; Balaenopteridae. Gene Ontology annotation, molecular function: protein binding; guanyl-nucleotide exchange factor activity; phospholipid binding. Gene Ontology annotation, biological process: regulation of ARF protein signal transduction. The transcript has 16 exons. The record is from RefSeq and is a predicted model, not a curated record.